This is a messenger RNA of Eremomyces bilateralis CBS 781.70, 952 nucleotides long. RefSeq lists its product as uncharacterized. The transcript has a single exon. Bases 114 to 575 code for a protein of 153 amino acids. Lineage: Eukaryota; Fungi; Ascomycota; Dothideomycetes; Eremomycetales; Eremomycetaceae. The record is from RefSeq and is a predicted model, not a curated record.
ACGGACUACAAUAUCUCCUCGAGACAGAAAGGGUACAGCGAGCCCAUUCUGUCCCCGUAGUCCGUGGCCAUCAACAGAGAUAAAAUACGUCAAUAAAAUAAAUCGGCAAGUGGAUGCCUGACGGGCCAGUUGCUGUCGACUCUCAUCCUAGAUUGUCCGGGAUAAUGGAUACCGUCAAUGCGACGUUCGCACAUGGAGGGCCAACAAAGCUGCCCUCAGAGUUCUACGGCCCGAAAUUGGGGGAGAUUCUCGACAAAGUGGCGGUUGAAGAAUGGAAUGCCGUCUCCCUUUCCAUUCCAGCUAGCCAGUGGUGUGUGGCAUGCACUGGCUCCCGGCUCCCCAACGAAUGGACAGCCGGGUCGCCGUCCAAGCACACCAACCAGAGCCCGGACAGCGACCCGGGACGCGCAGAGAACCAAGUCAGCUGGGGAGUGGGGUCGGCACCAUCAUCCACUCUCCACUGGACGAAGGACGGGAAGAGGAGAGUGGGGUGUUGGGUUGGAAUGGGGAGUGGUGGGAGAAGGGGGCAGAGACGUGGAACAACAAAAAACUCCUGGGGACAGAACAAUAAAUAAAUAAAUAAAAUAAAAUAAACUUCCCAUUUUUCUUCCUGGUAGUGAAGUUGCAAUGUAUCAAAUCCGUUUGACGUUAGUUUCCAUCCGAUGUUUCUUGUGAAUCGAGCAUCCCGGACAUGGCUAAUUCCAGCCAGGAGGAUUAUCACGCACCAUCACCAACGUCAGUCACAAAGAAUUACGCCGGAGACGAGUAACAGCGCGUUGCGAAAUCAUUCACGAUCUUAAAAUGUGCUGACUCGAGCUUCUUCAACGCAGUGCCACAGCGGGAUAUCUCAUACAAAACACUAGUCAAAGUCUUCCAUUGCCAGACCAACCGCUCAACCGCUCAACCGCUCAACCGAACCGGGAACGAGUGCGGACGAAUAAAAACCCCACUC